Messenger RNA from Microtus ochrogaster (prairie vole), 5674 nucleotides. RefSeq names its product trichohyalin (gene Tchh). The transcript is spliced from 4 exons. NCBI's taxonomy places the organism in Eukaryota, Metazoa, Chordata, Mammalia, Rodentia, Cricetidae. Gene Ontology annotation, biological process: intermediate filament organization. The record is from RefSeq and is a predicted model, not a curated record. Gene Ontology annotation, molecular function: calcium ion binding; transition metal ion binding. The coding region runs from base 832 to 4629 and encodes 1265 amino acids.
CACACUUACAAUACCAACAUUGAAAUGGUUUAUUUGCAUUUAACCAAUGCCAGCCUUAAGACCAAGAUUAUUCAAAGUUCUCCAGGUUUGUUUGACACAUUGACUCUGAUUCAUCAAUCAGGGUCUCUCAAAUAACUUCAGUAACAGAAGAUAUGAAUACCCAUAGUACAUCUAAGUUGAUGCAGGCAACAUGCAUUCUGCUUUUCUGCCUUAUUGGAUCUAAAUGUUACAAUGUUUUAUUUUGAUAAGGAGGCACUCUGUAAUCUUAGAAUUGAUGACAUGAAGUAGUCGCCUAUGGGCUACACAUUUAAGGAAAAAUUCACAUCUUCUUUUCACUGUUCUGUUUGUUGCCAGGUUUUUGCAGACACAAUUGUCUAUACAUAUUUACUUUUAAUGAUGCUCAAGCCCUUCUUUCACAUGCUCCUUGGCUUUUACCUACCCUUUUUGCUCAGCUUUAGGGGUUGCUAUGAGUAGCAGCAUAUAGAAUUUAGAUUCUUACCCUCAUCUCUUCAUUAUCUGCUCUGAAAUAUGUCAAAACAAAAAAGGGGGGGGGGAGGAUGUGGAUAGUUCACACUGAUGGACAAUGAAAAGUUGACUGUAAUAUGCUUUGAAGAUGAUUUCCUUGGCUUUGAAUUUUUCAAUGUUUCUCUUCCUCCUUUAGAAUACAAUAUUGAGGGGUAAAAUGCAAGUUGCUAUCUCAACCAAUAGUGGAAAGACUAGAGAGCUGUCUGAAUCAGUGUGAGUGAAGUCUCCCUAAAAUCAGAAGCAGAGGCUUGAUUCCGAAUCCUUUCUUACUGUUCUAGGUUUACUUGAAUUUGAAGGAAAGAAAACAUGUCUCCACUUCUAAGAAGCGUUAUUGACAUCGCUGAAGUUUUCGAUCAUUAUGCCACACAUAGCUGUGAAGGAGCAUCACUGAGCAAGAAAGACCUGAAGAAUCUCCUGGAAAGGGAACUUGGAGAUGUCCUCCAGAGACCACAUGACCCUGAGACGGUAGAUGUGAUCCUAGAACUUCUGGAUCGGGACUCCAACGGGCGUGUUGAUUUCAACGAAUUCCUCCUGUUCCUUUUCAAGCUUGCUCAAGCUUGCUAUUCGGCUAUCAAUCAGGCCAUAGGGCUAGAUGAGAAGACAGCCCUGCCUAGAGAGAAGAGGAGCCUGUCACAAGAUCGCAGGCAAGAAGACCAAAGGAGAUUCGAGCCCCGGGACGUACAACGGGACGAAGAACCCGGGCGCCGAAGCUGGCAGAAAAGACGUGAGCAGGAGGAGCGCGCUGAGGAGCAGAGCAGGAGGCAGGAGAGACUGGAGGAGCGACAGCAGAGGCGAGAACUGCAGGAACUGGAGGAGCGCCUAGCGGAGAAAGAGCCGCUAAGCUGGAGCCAGGGUCCUGAUGCUGAAGAGUUUUCCGAGGAAGAGGAACAGCAAAGGCAAGAACUCAGGAGCAGGGAGCAGAGGGAAGAGAGGCGGCUGCAGCAGCUGCGCGACCCCGAGCUGAGGCGUCAGCAGGAGUUGGUGGCUGAGGAGGACGAGGAGCAGACGCAACUCCGGGAGCCCCAGACUCUCACUCGGAGGUUGCAGAGGCAGCUCGAAAGCGAGGCCGAAGCCCGUCAGAACAAAGUCUACUCCAGGCCACGCAGACAGGAGCCGGAAGAGCGUCAGCUCCGGGAGCAGGAGCAACGGUCCCGGGAGCUCCAACAGCAGCGCGCCCAGGAGAAGGAGGAACGCCUGGAGCAGCAGCAGCAGCAGCGGUCGCAGAGGCGCCAGGCUGAGGAGCAGCGCUUCCGGGAGGAGGAGCAGCAGAGAGCAGAGCUCCAGGACAGCCUCCUAGAGGAACGCCAGAGGCGUCGUCAGGCCGAGCGCAGGCAACUGCAGGAAGAAAGCCAGAGGGGCCGCACGCUGUACGCCAAACCCAGCGCCAGGCAGCAGAAAGAGGAAGUGCUGCGGGAGGAGCGGCUGCUGCAAGAAGAGGCUCAGCAGCGCCGGCAACGGGACAGGAAAUACCGCCAGGAGGAAGAGCGGCUGCAGCAGGAGGAGGAGGAGCUGCGGCAGGAGGAGGAGCAGCUGCGGCGAGAGGAAGAGCAGCUGCAGCGGGAGGAAGAAAGGCUGCAGAAGGAAAGGAGGCGUCUGCAGCAGGAGAGGCAGUAUCGCAAGGAGAGCGACGUGCAGCGCGAGGAAGAGCAGCUGCAACGGGAGGAAGAGCGGCUGCAGCAGCAGGAAGAACGGCUGCGGAAGGAAAGGAGGCGCCUGCAGCAGGAGAGGCAGGAUCGCAAGGAGAACAACUUGCAGCGCGAGGAAGAGCAGCUGCAGCGGGACGAAGAGCAGCUGCAGCUAGACGAAGAGCAGCUGCAUAGGGAAAGGAGGCGCCUGCAGCAAGAGAGGCAGUAUCAAGAGGAGAACCUGCAGCAGGAGGAAGAGCGGCUGCAGCAGGAGGAAGGGCGGCUACGGAGAGAAAGGAGGCGCCUGCAGCAGGAGAGGCAGUAUCAAGAGGAGGACCUGCAGAGGCUGCGGGACGAAGGUCAGCGUAGGGAUCUGAAGUGGCAGUGGCUACCAGAGAAAGAAACUGAAGCUCGUGGCCGCAGGCUCUUCUCCAAACGCAGGGAGGAUGGAGAACAGAUCCGGCAGCUGGAGGAUUCUCUGGAGCAUGAGAGACCCUCACGUCAGGAUCGGCGGCCUCUGCAAGACGAAGCAGAAGAGAAGCGAGAGCUGGAGCAGGAGAGGCGGCGGCGACAGCAGCGUGACCGGCAGUUCCUAGAGGAAGAGCAGCUGCAGCGAGAGCGCCAACGGGAAGCCGCACGACAAGGCGAGAGGCUCCGGGAGGAAGAGCAGCUCCUGAGAGACUUGAGGAGACGGCCACAGGAGAGGGACGGAAAGUUCCUUGAGGAGGAAAGGCAACUGCGGAAGGAGCGGGAAGAACUGAGGCAAAGACGAGAAGAGAGACAGUUCCAGGAGGAGGAGCCGCGCCACCAAGAACUUAGGCAGGAGCGCGACAGAAAAUCCCGUGAGGAACAAGAGCGCCGCCAGCAGCGGCGUGAGGAGGAGCAGCUCCGGGAGGAAGAGCAGCUCCGUCAGCAACGAGACAGGAAAUUCCGCCGGGAAGAAGAGCGCCUGCAGGAGCUCGAGGAAGAGCAGCUGAAAGAGCGCCUGCAGGAGCUCGAGGAAGAGCAGCUGAGGCGCCAGGAACGUGACAGGAAACUCCGCCGGGAAGAAGAGCGCCUGCAGGAACUGGAGGAAGAGCAGCUGAGACGCCAGGAGCGAGACAGGAAACUCCGCCGGGAUCAAGAGCGCCUGCAGGAGCUCGAGGAAGAGCAGUUGCAGGACAGGAAGUUCCCCCGGGAACAAGAGCUCAGGCGUGACAGAAAACUCCGGAGAGAAGAAGAGCUCCGCCAGGAACUGGAGGAAGAGCAGCUGCGAGACCGAAAGUUGAGGGUGGAGGAGCAGCUUCGCAGGGAGCGCGAGGCAGAGCGGCAGCGUGUGCAGGAACGUGACAGAAACUUCCGCCGGGAACAAGAAUUCCGCCAGGAACUAGAGGAUGAGCAGCCUAGGGAUAGAAAGUUCCGCCGGGAACAAGAGCUCAGACGCGACAGAAAACUCCAUGAGGAAGAAGAGCGCCUGCAGGAACUGGAAGAAGAGCAGCUGAGGCGACAGGAGCGUGACAGGAAACUCCGCCGGGAAGAAGAGCGCCUGCAGGAGCUCGAGGAAGAGCAGCUGAGAAAACUCCGCAGGGAAGAAGAGCGCCUGCAGGAGCUCGAGGAAGAGCAGUUGAAGGACAGGAAGUUCCCCCGGGAACAAGAGCUCAGGCGUGACAGAAAACUCCGCAGAGAAGAAGAGCUCCGCCAGGAACUGGAGGAAGAGCAGCUGAGGCGACAGGAGCGUGACAGGAAACUCCGCAGGGAAGAAGAGCGCCUGCAGGAACUGGAGGAAGAGCAGCUACAAGACCGAAAGCUGAGGGUGGAGGAGCAGCUUCGCAGGGAGCGCGAGGCAGAGCGGCAGCGCGGACAGGAACGUGACAGAAAGUUCCGCCGGGAAGAAGAGCUCAGGCGCGACAGAAAACUCCGUGAGGAAGAAGAGCUCCGCCAGGAACUCCAGGAAGAGCAGCUGAGACGCCAGGAACGUGACAGGAAAUUCCGUGAGCAAAAAGAGCACCGUCAGGAGCGCGACCAGAGAUUCCGCGGGGAACCAGAGCUCCGGAAUGAAAGGGAGGGGCAUCAGCGGCGCCGCCAGGAACUCGAGGAAGAACAGCUUCGCUUUGAGGAACAGCAGCGUCGCCACCAGGAACGCGAGCAACAGCUUCGCCAAGAGCGCGACAGGGAAUUCCGGGAGGAGAAGCAGGAGCGCCAGGAACGUGAAGAACUGCAGUUGAGGAGGCAGAAACGAGAUGGGCAGUACCAGGCUGAGAAUCAGUUUGCCAGGGAUACGAUUCGUCGUCGCCAGGAACAAGAACGUCGUCAGGAAGAGGAACGAAGACGUCGCCAAGAGCGGGAGAGGAAAUUUCAAGAGGAGCGGAUCCGUAGGCAGGAGGAGCAGAGGCGCCGCCAAGCCUUGGAGACUGGCACGCGCCAGUUUGCCAACGUCCCUGUGCGUUCCAGCCCUCUCUAUGAGUACAUCCAAGAGCAGAGGUCUCAAUACCGCCCUUAAAGGAUGCUGCUAGCGUCCUGGCACCAGCCAAAGAAAUGUUUCUUUUUCAAGCAAAAGAAAAUGAGAAACACUGGGUAUCAAAUGAUAACUCACGUGUUUCUGGUUGUGGGAAAACUCUCUGAUCUUAGAAUGUCUUUUCCAGAAUCUUAAACUAUACCCAUUUCAUUUCUUUCUGUUCCUGUCUCUCAUUCUGUCUGGGGUAGUUCUUUAUUGCAAGAUGUCUUUGUUAUUUAGUGCAGAUGUGGUGCGCACUUUUCAAAAGAAGUCAUUUAAUUUUUUAAAGGAAUUUUGUUUGAGGAGCACAUUGAUUUAUUGCCUUCACAGCUAACAAGAAUAAUAUAACAAUUUGAUAUUCAAAAUAGUUGAGCCUCUAUUUUUAGUGGUAGAUCAUGUUGGGAACCCUCAUUUUUAUAAGUUUAAGUUGACAUUUUCUUUGACCUAAAUCUCAUUUGUCUUUACCUCCCAACAGUUUUGUCGAUCUUUUUCUUGCAUAAUUUUGACAACCCUCAAAUAAUGCAGGGGGGGUGAUUUAUGUGAAAAAUAUUAUGUGAAAUCAGUUCAUAACUGAAAGAAAUCUCUCUUAAGAGAAAGACUUGCACAGAAAAUUAUUUUUUUGGCAUUAUAUUUUUAUACUUAGCACCACUUAAAAUUUUAUGAAGCAAAAGCAAGGUGUUUCUCAAACAACUCCAAUUUAAAUCUGCUGUGAUUUGUAGAGUUCUGUUCCACUUCCCCAAGUUUUGUUGGGUUUGAGAAUAUUACUACUUUUGUACAUGUUGGUUUAGAGGGAACCUACUCAAGACCGUGUAAACAUCUUUCUUGUUUGGGUCCAGCAAGAGUUCACAAGGUGAUGGAAGAAGGAAAAGGGAAGAUGUAUGAACAGAAGGCAAAUUUAUAGAAGUCUCUUGACUAGACUUAUCAGCCCACAGUCAUUUGAGGCUUUAUACUACCUUAAAGACAUUCUUGUUGAAACAAUUGGUCUGUUAAAAAAAAUCAAUAAAUGUUUGGCAAAUAAUUAUCUUUGUCUGCUUUAAUUAUGUGCCUACCA